Molecule: messenger RNA, 1044 nt
Organism: Exophiala spinifera
Lineage: Eukaryota; Fungi; Ascomycota; Eurotiomycetes; Chaetothyriales; Herpotrichiellaceae
Exons: 2
Coding region: 1-1044 (347 amino acids)
Cellular component (GO): cytosol
Molecular function (GO): glyoxylate reductase (NADPH) activity; hydroxypyruvate reductase [NAD(P)H] activity; NAD binding
Source: RefSeq, a predicted model, not a curated record
AUGUCUCCAGGUGAAAAAGUCUCGACCAAACCACGCGUCGUGGCCCUGGGAGACCCGAAGUAUGUCGGUGCAGACUUCCUCGAAGAAUUCCGCAAAGAUUUCGACUUUGAGGUCCUGGACGCUACCAACCGGCAGCAAACGAAGGAGAUGCUCCCGGCGCUUGUUGCUGAGAGGCCUGUAGACGCAUUCAUCAUUCGAAUGGGGACUCCGCCGUACGAGCCCUUUGACGAAGAUCUGCUCAAAGAUCUGCUGCCCGGGUGCAAGAUCAUCACCUCUGCAUCUGCUGGAUUUAACGAAUUCGACGUGGACUGGAUGACAUCCCAGAACGUCUGGUUCUGCAACACGAUCAACGCCGUCGCCGAAGCCACGGCCGACAUGGCCAUGUUCCUCGUCCUCGCGGUGCUUCGAGACACGACGCGCGGCGAGAGACAAGCGCGCGACGGCACGUGGAAAGCCAACAUCGUGCCGGCACGCGACCCGACGAACCUGACGCUCGGCAUCGUCGGCGCCGGAGCGAUCGGCAAGCACCUCGCGCGCAAGGCGGCCGCGUUCAACAUGAAGACGGUCUACCACAACCGCAGACGACUCCCCAGGGACGAGGAGGAAAGGCACGGGUUGUCGACGUACUACGCGACGCUCAACGAGCUGCUGGCGGCGUCGGACGUCGUGUCCAUCAGCUGCCCCUUGAACAAGCAGACCGAGAACCUGAUUUCCACGGCCCAGUUCGCCGCCAUGAAGGACGGGGGUUUCCUGGUCAACACGGCGCGGGGGCCCGUCGUGGACGAGGACGCGCUGAUCGACGCCCUCGAGUCCGGCAAAGUGACACGCGCCGGCCUGGACGUGUUCGCCAACGAGCCUCGCAUCAACGACUACUUCCGCACGAGCGACAAGGUCGUCCUGCAGCCCCACAUGGGCGGGCUGACGGAUCUGGCGUUCCAAAAGUCCGAGAGGGAGUGUUUCGAGAACAUCAGGUCGUUGUUCAAGACGGGGAGGCCGGUCGCGCCGGUGAAUGAGGUCAAGCAGGAACCGGCGGCCAUGCCGUGA